UCGCCGUCCGCCUCUUGGGCUUUGACGGUGUCACUGGGAUCCGAACACUGAGUCAGGGAGAGAAGGAGAGGGCCAGUGGCAGCCAGAAUUGCCCCUUUAAGAUCCGGGCUGUGUUCCCGCCUCAUCACCGGCUAUGCCAGGGUUCUGGCUUCCAGUCGUCGCGGAGGGAGAAGUAUGGCAACGUGUUCAAGACGCACUUGCUAGGGCGGCCGCUAAUCCGCGUGACGGGCGCGGAGAACGUGCGCAAGAUCCUCAUGGGCGAGCAUCACCUCGUGAGCACGGAAUGGCCACGUAGCACACGCAUGCUGCUGGGCCCGAACACGGUGGCCAACUCCAUCGGUGAUAUCCACCGCAACAAGCGCAAGGUCUUCUCCAAGAUCUUCAGCCAUGAGGCCCUGGAGAGCUACCUGCCCAAGAUCCAGCUGGUGAUCCAGGACACGCUGCGUGCUUGGAGCAGCCACCCUGAGGCCAUCAAUGUGUACCAGGAGGCACAGAAGCUCACCUUCCGCAUGGCCAUCCGUGUGCUGCUGGGCUUCAGCAUCCCCGAGGAGGACCUCGGGCACCUCUUCGAGGUCUACCAGCAGUUUGUGGAGAACGUCUUCUCCCUGCCUGUUGACUUGCCCUUUAGCGGCUACCGGCGGGGCAUUCAGGCACGGCAGAUCCUACAGAAGGGCCUGGAAAAGGCGAUCCGGGAGAAGCUGCAGUGCACGCAGGGCAAGGACUACUCGGACGCACUGGACAUCCUUAUUGAGAGUAGCAAGGAGCAUGGGAAGGAGAUGACCAUGCAGGAGCUGAAGGACGGGACCCUGGAGCUCAUCUUCGCCGCCUACGCCACCACCGCCAGCGCCAGCACCUCGCUCAUCAUGCAGCUGCUGAAGCACCCGGCCGUGCUGGAGAAGCUGCGGGAGGAGCUGCGGGCCCAGGGCAUCCUGCACAGAGGCGGCUGCCCCUGCGAGGGCACGCUGCGCCUCGACACGCUCAGCGGGCUGCACUACCUGGACUGCGUCAUCAAGGAGGUCAUGCGCCUGUUCACGCCCGUUUCCGGCGGCUACCGCACUGUGCUGCAGACCUUCGAGCUCGACGGUUUCCAGAUCCCCAAAGGCUGGAGUGUCAUGUACAGCAUCCGGGACACGCAUGACACGGCGCCCGUGUUCAAGGAUGUGAACGUCUUCGACCCCGACCGCUUCGGUCAGGCACGGAGCGAGGACAAGGACGGCCGCUUCCAUUACCUCCCUUUCGGCGGCGGUGUCCGGACCUGCCUGGGCAAACACCUGGCCAAGCUCUUCCUGAAGGUGCUGGCCGUGGAGCUGGCCAGCACCAGCCGCUUCGAGCUGGCCACCCGGACCUUCCCCCGCAUCACCUUGGUCCCUGUCCUGCACCCUGUGGACGGCCUCAGCGUCAAGUUCUUUGGCCUGGACUCCAACCAGAACAAGAUCCUGCCAGAGACGGAGGCCAUGCUGAGCGCCACGGUCUAAGGCGCCAGGCCCUAGAGGGGUGGGCGGCGAUGGGAGGGUAGAAACCUGUGUGUGGGCGGGGGCUGGAGCCCGGGGAAGAGGGAGGGCCCCCCCAGACCUUGCCCUCCCCUGCCCCUCUCCCCAGCAAGCCCCACCCCAAGUCGAAAGGGCCCCGUCCUUGCAGGGCGGGGCCCUUCCCCAGCCCUGCUUCUCUCCAGUCUCUCCAGUUCCCACCAGCUUGGCUCCCGGGAAAGGGCGUGGCCCCGGCCCUGCGUGCCCGGCACAGUGUUAAAUGUCGGUGGGCUGUGCUGCAGCUUUUGCUUGUGAUGUUCUGCCCUGAUCUCUCCCCUCCCUCUUCUUUUGGACUCUUUUAGUUUGAGGUCAGGUGGUUGACAUGGGGGAGGAAGGAAAAGAGGUGCUCCCUUUGGCCCUCUCUUCAGCACCCCCUCCCCUCUGCCUGGGCUUAGACAGGCCGAGUGCCCCUCUGGGUGUGGCCACUGGCACCCGCAGGAACAGCAUCUUGGGUAAUAGAACGACAGUCACCCUUGUCAGGCUGGGCUGUCACCAGCCUGGAGGCCCUGCCCCUUGCCAUUUUGGACAUUUGAAAUUACCUAUUGCUGCUACUUUUUCUCUCUUCUGACCUUGGGGCAAAGGAGCCCCACGCCCUGUCCUCCCAGCAUCCUCUCUGGUGGCCCUGGGCACGCGCACUGACAUCCCCACCUUCCCACCAGGUGGCCUGGAGCCCACCCUGCUCCCUGUUACACACACACCCAAGGCCCUCGGCUCAUGGGCUGCCCCCCAACACUGUCCCUAUUUAUUCACUGAUACCACCUGGGACUGGAACUAGCGUGUCCUCUGUCCCCUGGCCUCCAUCCCAGCUGUCCCCGGCAGGACUUCUGCAAGCUACACAGCCCCCCAGGCCUAGGGUCGAGCAGCACCCUAGUCGCCAGACCUUCUGUGGGUUCAACCUCAGAGCCUCACUCCCGGGGUGAAGUCCAGCGCCUCUGCCUCUGUCCCCUGCUGGAGAUGGGGAAGCAGCCCCCUGCCUCCCUCCCGGCUCCGUCUGAGACCUUGAUCACAGCGGGGUUCGGAGGCUGCCACCGUCUCCCACUCGGUCACUCUUCACCCCGGUGCCCCCUACUCUGGCUAGUGAGUAUGGGGAAGAAUACGGGUUCUUUCUUCUGAUGGGGAGCCAGGCCUCUGUCAUCCCCCACUCAACCCUCUCCCUUUGCCCGUUGUCCUUUGUCCUUGGAAAGGUGUCCCUGAAGUCCCUCCCCACCUCUGUGCCACUGUCUGCUUAGCCCAGCUCAGGGGGGUGGGGACUGGAAGAAGGCAAGGGGAGGUGUGUGCAGAAGCAGCCCUUCCUCACAGCUGGCCCGGGGUCUGCGCAGGGCCUGAGGCAGCUGUGAGGGGCGCUGCAGGGAGAGCUGACGAGGAGGGUAUGUGAUUUGUGAGAACUGGCCGGUCAGGGGAUGAGAGAGGAGUAGCUCCUGCCGCUGGCCUUUGGAGUGUUGGGAACAAGACAUGCCUCCCAGGGAUGUUUUGGGGCCUUUGGUGAGUCUCGGAGUAAUUUUGUCUGUUUUCAGAUUUUUUUUUGCUUUUCGUGUUUCUCUCUUGGCUUUUGAUGUUAUGAAAAAGCGAUGAUUUGUCUUUAUGAGAAAAUCGAAAACACACAGAAGAGGAACGCAGGACACUGAUCCCCCUAAUUACCCCUCCUCCGUAUCAGUAAGCACUGCGAGCAGCUCCGUGGCCCCCAGACGGGGUUCGGCGGGCAGGUGGCGCAUCCCCCUCCUGCCCCAUUUCCACCUGCCUGGUGGUGGGCUCCGCAGGAAUGGCUCGUGCCCCACGGACUGCUCUGUAACCCCAUGCGCAAGCUUUUCACUCAUUCCUACCUUUUCACUGUUAAAAACACCAGUGCAGCACAGAUAUUAUCAGCAAAAGUUGACAUUAAAAAAGUUAGUGAUAUCUCUGUCUCGCCACAUUCUGAAAAACAGGCAAAAAGUGUGUAAAGACUCAUCAAAGUUUGCAAAAUAGCUGUAUGGUGCAGCAGAAUUUGUUACCUACAGAAAGCCCCGUGUCUGGAGGGCCGUGCCCCUCUCAGCUGACCCAGCCCCAGACAAUUGUUGACUGAAUAUCUGAGAGUAAGUGCGUGCAGCUUCAGACAGGAAGCCCGCCGGGCCUGGCCCGGCUGAGGGGCGGGGAGGCUGGAGGGCCGCGGGGGGGCCUCAGUGGCCUUCGCUUUGGGUGACCAGCCUGGGAGGGGCCGAGAAGGCGAGGCUGAGGGCAUCCCCGUGACGGAGGGAAAGAGGGAUCGUUUGCCCCGCUGGGUCUCAAAGGCAAUAAGAAGAGAACAGAAGAAAGCUCUUGACUGGCUGACAGGAGGGUUCCAGUGUCGAAAUUCACCCGUCUCCGUAGGUCCAUCCGUGUCUGCAUCUGUGUAUAGGUUCUCUAGAGGUAGCAUUAGAUGAGCAGUGUUUUCUCACUUAGCAUUCCUAACUAUUGUAACUUGACGUUAAAGAGACAAAACCCCACACAACUCUUUCUGCCACGGGCUUGCAGAUUGAAGCACUUUCGAUGUUGGGCGCUGGCAUAUGUGUUCUGGGCACCAUCGUGACCCUGCCCAGAUCGCUAUAAUGUUAUUUUAUACACAAAACUUUUUUUUUUCAUAAAUGUUAUAAUUUUGUGUCUGUCUUUAUAAACUAUUAUAAGUACUAUUUUUGUUAUAAUUCAAAAUAGAUAUUUAGUAUAAAGUUUUUGCUGUUAAAUAUUUGUUAUUUAGUAAAAUAUGAAUUUUUUCUCUAUUGUAAACAUGGUUCAAAUAUUAAUAUGUUUUUAUCACAGUUGUUUUAAUAUUGAAAAAGCACUUGUGUGUUUUGUUUUGAUAUGAAACUGGUGCCGUGUGAGUGUUUUUGCUGUCAUGUGGUUUUAAUCUGUAUAUAAUAUUCCAUGUUGCAUAUUAAAAAAUGAACGUUGUGCAUUUUGUGAUUUUGGAAAUACUCAAUGUGGCUCUUUUAUAGGCUUCCAUAAUAAACCGUGGGGACUCACCCUU
Messenger RNA from Vicugna pacos (alpaca), 4503 nucleotides. It is a transcript of the gene CYP26B1, whose product is annotated as cytochrome P450 family 26 subfamily B member 1. Gene Ontology annotation, biological process: sterol metabolic process. The record is from RefSeq and is a predicted model, not a curated record. Gene Ontology annotation, molecular function: iron ion binding; oxidoreductase activity, acting on paired donors, with incorporation or reduction of molecular oxygen; monooxygenase activity. Lineage: Eukaryota; Metazoa; Chordata; Mammalia; Artiodactyla; Camelidae.